Messenger RNA from Agelaius phoeniceus (red-winged blackbird), 759 nucleotides. Lineage: Eukaryota; Metazoa; Chordata; Aves; Passeriformes; Icteridae. The record is from RefSeq and is a predicted model, not a curated record.
AUGUCCCUCAUCUCCCUGGCCGUGCUCUCGUACGAGCGUUGCUGCACCAUGACGAGAACGGCAGAGCCUGACACCACCAACUACAGGAAAGCUUGGGCAGCCAUCAUCCUGUCCUGGACAUACUCCCUGCUCUGGACUGUCCCCCCACUGCUUGGCUGGAGCAGCUAUGGGCCAGAAGGAGCAGGGAUAACCUGUUCUGUGAACUGGCAUUCCAGGGAUGCCAACAACGCCUCCUACAUCAUCUGUCUUUUCAUCUUUUGCCUCGUGAUCCCGUUUGCCAUCAUUGUCUAUUCCUAUGGGAAGCUGCUCUGUGCUGUCAGACAGCUCUCCCAGCCCAACACCUCUUCUGCAAAGAAGCGGGAGCAGCGCCUCCUGCUCAUGGUGAUGGUGAUGGUGAUGGUGAUGGUGAUGGUGCUGUGCUUCCUCCUCUGCUGGCUGCCCUAUGCAGCUGGGGCACUGCUGGCCACCUUUGGGCAGCCUGGCCUCAUCAGCCCUGCAGCCAGCAUCAUCCCAGCCAUCCUUGCCAAGAGCAGCACUGUCUACAACCCCAGCAUCUACGUGUUUCUGAACAAACAGUUUUACAGGUGCUUUGUGGAGCUCCUGAGGUGCAACAAAUCCCCCCAGAGCUCCUUGCCCAGGCUGAAAAAGCAGCAACAAACCCCAGGUUCUGAAGAGCUUCUGCCAAAGCCCAGCCAAGCCCAAAAGAGAGAUCCAGAGCUGGGUGCUGUAGGGGGGCUCCAAGAAACAAGCUGCAUGUGA